AUGAAAAAUCGAUUUCGAAAGACUCAUACCAUUAUUGAUCAAAUUGACGGAAUCAAAGAAACAGACAACUAAACACUUAAGAAUCAAAGAAAUAUUCUGAUUACUAUCAUCAUCUAACAUCUUUUUGUACUGUGGACAUGCAUCUAUGGAUAUACAUAUAUCUAUUAGAUGUAUUUAGAAUUGUAUUUAAAGUAUAAGAUAACCACAAUGGUGGUGAUUAUAGUUAUACUUUUAAAUUCGGAUCUCUUUAAACACAAACUCAAAAAAUAGCCAUUUAGGUAAUGAAACCAAAAUUUUAAUAGUUUAAUUCUCUAUGUAUCAUUUACAUUGAGUUUGAGCUUUUUAUUUGUUAUUUAUGACUCAAAUAAGGAUGUGUAACUAUUGUUAUAUUCUAAUAUUUUUCCGAUAUUAGGAUUGAUAGUAUGUUCGAUAUUUUAAGAGAAUGAAUUUGAAUACUCAAGUGCUUUCACAUGGGUCUUAUUCUCGUAAAUGACUUUCAUUACCUGCGUGAUCUUUUUAAUGGGUACAGCUUUUGAGGAUGCCUUAAUAUGCUCGAGUAUUUCGUUUGCUUAUGUCUGUAUUCUCAUUUACUAGUUUAAAGUAUGAAUUAGCAUUUAGAUAGACUGACAUUUUGUAUGAAAUUGAAGAAUAUCCUUUAAUAGCAUGUUUGAAUAGUUAUACAUAGAUCUUUAAAUUAUUGUUUAUUUUAAUAGAGGCAAUAUCAGGAGAAUACAGUAUUUGA
Paramecium octaurelia is the source of this 742-nucleotide messenger RNA. The record is from the annotation of a GenBank genome assembly. NCBI's taxonomy places the organism in Eukaryota, Ciliophora, Oligohymenophorea, Peniculida, Parameciidae.